Messenger RNA from Daldinia decipiens, 4258 nucleotides. RefSeq lists its product as uncharacterized. Gene Ontology annotation, molecular function: heme binding. The record is from RefSeq and is a predicted model, not a curated record. Bases 230 to 4168 code for a protein of 1312 amino acids. Lineage: Eukaryota; Fungi; Ascomycota; Sordariomycetes; Xylariales; Hypoxylaceae. The transcript has 13 exons.
AUCUAAAUCAGGUACAAUAUAGACAAGAUAGCCGAAUUCAGUUCCCUCAGUCCAUAGUCGACAUAUCGUCAAUCCUUAAACCACCUAUGUUAGACAAUUACCAUUGCCAAUUUGACCGCACGUGUGUUCUUGUCCAAAUAUCCCCCCCCGUAUAGCGUCUCGAUCUUAUAUCUCGCUUCAAGUUGUAUCUAACUAUAUCGUUUCGAAGACAUUACUACUACCUGGCACAAUGUCGGGUUCUGGCUCAGGUUCUGGCUCAGGCUCAGGCUCAGGUUGGAAUCCAUUUCGACCCAACCAACCACCCCAAGAAAAAGAUCCAUUUCACGAUCCAUUUCCAGUCCCCUUUCCAGCUCCGCAUCGAUAUACGUAUCCAUCUUCCGUCCCAUAUCAAGACGGUGAUCCAAUUUCAGGUGGAAUCCCAGAUCCACCUCUAUUUCCACCAGCUCAGAUUCCACCUCCGCACUUUAUACCUCCAACACAUCGACCACCCUUGUCUCAAAGCCUACCACCUCAGACAAGACCUCAUUUCUAUCAUGUGGACGUACUUCGACCUUCCUACAUACGAGAAGACCCCACGAGACCUAUAACGCCAUUAGCAAGAAAGCACGGCAUCUCAGACGCUCCCUUUCACAGUCUAUAUACAUCUGACGGCCUAUCCCACUCCGGCUUGCGUCAAGAGUUUCCUAGUACACUACCCCCGGGGAAAACGGAUCCCAUACCAAAACCAGAGCCUGAGGAAUUAAACAGACUUUUCAGGACAGAGAGGGAACAAGUCCAAUGGGCCAAUCCCGACGUCAAGACCUGGAGAAUAGAAGCCCUUUAUGAUGGACUCGUUUGCGGAUGGCCAUCCGCAGAAGACCGUUGGAGGAGCAACUGGGAUCAAUGGGAAGCCUUUAGGGUUAAUCUGAGCAUCGUGGACGAGAGCCAGUGGUUUUCGUGCUUUCGGAAAGACUGCUGGUUUGAUUCAAGACAUAAUGCUUUAAAUGCAUUAAGUGAACCUGUUCCAGGCCUCAAUAUGUGGCCUGAUGAAACGUGGUACACUGUUGACAACCCUAUCAUUUGGCAAUAUACCAGUCAGGCUAUAGAAAUCUUCAGCCGUGUUAUAGGGCAGUUAUGCGAAGAACAGAAUGAAUGGCUCGAUGCUCUAUUAUUCUCAAGGCCAAUACCUAUAGGAGAUAAUCCCAAUUAUGAUUUCCCCCCGCAGUAUAGGCCUUACAAAAUGAAGCUUAUUACCCGUCCAAGGGAACAGAGGGCGUCCGGUGCUCAACUGUACCAAGCAAUCGAAAAUCUGACAAAGGGCAAUAUAGUCAGUACCUUCUGCGACGAGACAACUAUUGUUGUGCCAGCCCAGGCUGCCACAACAAGAUUCAACAAUCCUGCAAUGGGAAGAGCAACCAUUAUGUUCAACGUCCGUUAUGCCUUACGAACCCUACUUGAAAUGGAGACAUCGGUCCCCGAAAGAUGCAUGCAAUUGCUCAACUUUUCUAGUCUUUUCCUGCACGAGUUUGCGCACGCGAUAUGGAUGUGUCGAUUUGCCACAGAUACUCCUGAUGAUGAACCGUUCUUUGGAGAAGAAUGGAUCGCAGAGCUGGGCCACUCAUUCACCAGACAAAUUUGGGGCGGUACGAUACAGCCUAGCCCAACGACGCUAUAUAUACGCGGGAGACAUAGGGGCUUCACAACCUACUUCAAACUUAUAUACUUCCCUAAUCUUAACUUUGUUGCGCGUGAAAGGGAUUAUGAUAGAAAUACUUACGAAAAAUUCAGGAGAGGCGAACAUUAUAGUUAUAAUUUCUUGAUACCCGCCGUAUGGGCCUCAGCUAUCCUAUGUGAAGAAUUCUGGACCAAGAUCAUACCUCAGCGCGGUAGUGUUGCGCUUCGGGCGCCUCUGCUUUUCGGAAUGGGAACUUUCAAUGGUGCAACAUACGAGUCCCGCAGAAUAGCAAACCCGGAAUUUUGGACUCCCGAGUUAAGAGGAUAUUACGAGUUGGCUUUGACGCGAUGGGUAGACGCAGGAGCGCGUAUGAGACUCGUAAGACAUGGCUGGUACGAUGAAGAGUAUAAGACAUGGAAAAGUUUACCCUGGAGUAAUUCGUGGCUCCUCAACAUAAUUGAACAGUUCACUUACCACCACACAAACCGGAAUCUGGCUAGUUGUCGAGACUCAGUAGCAAAACUCCUACACAGCGCGAGGCCGCAGGAUGGGUGCCAGCCAUCCACCUCCAUGGGUAUCACCUAUUUAAUAGCGUUGAUCAUGUUAUUAUCUCUUCCUAGAGAACCUGCGGGAGAUCUAUUAAGACCAAAGCUUCCGAGUCAAGCCUUUUACUACCCAAGUCGUGCAGCGAAACCUGGGUUCGAUGCUCGAUCUUCUGAAGAUUGUGUCGGACCUUAUAAUGUCUUGACUGAUAUCGCACCAGAUGUUGUUGAAGGAUUUCAAGAAUUUACAAGUUUUCCCAGUCACAUAAAGCAUAUUAGUGAUACUCUUUCGUACGUUGAGUACGAGUAUGGAGCCCCACUAGGGUGGAUAGUUAUGAUUAUCGACUGUUUUACUCAACUGCACGUGCAACGAGAAUCGAACCCAAGUUCUGAUAGCUGGGGAGGCUUCUCUUUCAAGAUACCUCCGUACGACCCGGGGUGGGUUGUGGCAAGAGAAAGUAAACAAUCAUUAUCCAGACCGGUAAGGCUUCGAUAUAAGGCCAUUGUGCCUUGGAUUCUCGCACCACUUCCUCUGCCACAAUAUUCCCCACCGCCUAGUCCAUAUACAUUACCGAAACGAUCUGGAGGAGCGAAUUUUAGGCGCUUCCCUGGCCACGCAGCCCAGAAUACACCUAUGAGGAGGGAAUACCCUCAACACUUGUAUAUCGGUGAUGUGGCAAAUCAUAGGGCCCUCAAUGAUGCCUGGGUGGUUGAAUCAAACGGAGACGACGGGUUCGACGUAUUCGAUAUCACGAGUGAAUUAAGAAGUGUGAAUGCUACGGAAACCGAUUAUGGCGCCAUGGUAGUGAUUGGACCUCAAGGUUCGACAUUGAAUCGAGAUGCAAGAGCAGAAUUUGUUCGUGCAAAAUUCAACACCAGUAUCCAACCAAUUGGCAAGUUGAUGCUACGAAGGCGUAUAGAAGAGGUCGCAGAGUGUGAUGGUCAGAAUGGGCGAUCUGCUUGGACCAGCUGGGGCCCACUCAUCUUCGACAUAACCAAUUUCCCUGCUCGGUCUAUCGAAGAACAAGAGGCGUUAACCGAGAGUUAUGGUGGCCCGUUGUCCAAAGAUCUGACAAGAUCGGAACACGAAACAAAUCAACUACUGGAGCGUCUAGUCCCCUAUACCUGCGCGUAUCUCCACGUACCACAGCCAGUACGGAAUAUGAGGUAUUUUACACCAGAAACGCUACGGUGGUAUGACAACCCCUCUCAUGGGGUCUAUAUUGCACUAGGAAAUGUGGUCUACGAUAUUUCGGACUACCUACGUUUUCACCCCGGAGGUUCCCAGUUGCUCAUCCACUGCACGGGACUCGACGCUACUCAACAGUUUCUGCAGUAUCACAAACCUGAGAUGAUGAAUUCUUACCAAUUUAUGCAAGUCGGCUACCUCGUCCCAGAGCGUACUUGGGAACAUUUGCAAGAUAACCACGUCGUUGUCCAUGAUUGGGUGUUUAAUAUAAGCUCGCUCCAACAAGAGGACCCAAGUCUCUUCAAUUCUCUCCGUAAAUUCAUCCGCCGGGAUACUACGGUCGCCGUAACCGGUCACGAUAGCGACGCGGCAGCAUUAAUUAAAUUAUUUAACGAUAAACAGCACCUCAUCGUUGCUGGUUUAGCGACGAAAGAACUAUUGGAUAUACCGGCGUGGGAGUUCCUUAAACACAACAACUAUAAAAGUGCGCAGGGCGCGUGGGUCGCCGUCGAAGGCUACAUUUACAAUGUUGGGGAUCUCAUGAAGUACCCCGACUACUACAAUCGGAAACUAGGAUUUAAUUGGGCUGGGAAAGAGUUGAGUAAUCCUGAUUUAGCCCAAUGGUUGAUGACAAACUACAGGACUCGGUGUAUAGGUAGACUCGUUGAGGGACCCAUCUUGCCAGAACCAGAGAUAAACCCGAAUUUGAGCCUGGAAGGUCCAAUACACCCUAGAGGAACGGAAGAUCUGAUUGUAGAAAGAAGAAAGGGUGUAUAUGAGUAAAGGUGUCUAGGAAUUUAAAGAUAGAAUUCAAUUUAUAGAUAUCUAGCAAAUUAGCUUUACAUUGAAAUAAUUAUAAGAGCCUCUAUAUCA